AUGUAUUGGACUGAAGUUGCCUCAUCCGAUCCCCCUCCCCCUCCACCCCAGUCCGCUUGGGGUCAUCCUCAUCAGCGCUACCCGCCGUACCGCUAUCAUCAUCAUCAGCCCGCGGUCUACUCCCCAACACGCUCCUCAGAGUCCGACGGCUCGGGCGUUUGGAUCCGUGACGACUCCAUGUGCUGUGCCUCGAGCUAUUACGCUGGUCCUAACCUCUACGACUCAGCCGCGAACACGCCCAUUUUCGGCUAUGGUUACCCUCCGGAGGAAGAUGUUUACUCUGGCGUGCACGGUGUGGGAGUAUGCAGGUUCUAUCAGACUGGACUGUGCAAGUUCGGCGAGGCUUGUCGAAAUCUGCACGUCCACGAUGGAGAGAGUCCGAGAGCCGACCCACUUUGGGAGGAAAAGCACAACAAGCAUCAGGCACGUCUUGCGACCAGAAACGUCCUCUGUGCCAUCUGCGAUGAUGAUGUUGUUGCUAGCGGUAAACGCUUUGGUCUGCUCGAGAACUGCGACCAUCCGUUUUGCCUCGAGUGCAUUAGAGAAUGGCGUGAUCAGAAAGACACUCAAGAUCGAGAGAAUCUUCGGCUGUGCCCUCUUUGUCGGGUGGAGAGCUUUUUGAUCGUGCCGUGUGACCGAUGGUUGGUGCAUGGUGACGAGAAGCUGCGAGAAGUGGAGGGUUAUAAGAAGGCUCUGUCGAGGAUCCCGUGUAAAUUCUAUCGUAUGAAGGAGGACUGCCCCUUUGGCGAAUCGUGCUACUACAACCAUGGAGGAAUUGGAGACCAGACUGCAGGGGACUGCAGGAUGAUGCAAGGCGCUGAUGGUAAAGUUAAAAACGUGCAGAAAAGUCGGCUCUGCGAUUACCUUUUUCCGGGGAGGAACGGCGAGGAAGGCGGAGGCGAAUAGCAGCCGUUUGUGGGAGGCUCGAAGUUGGUUGGGUUGAUUCUCGAUCGGCUGGAGUCUGCCAGAAGAGAAAAAAAUAUAGUAGAUCCAAAAAAAGAGCUCAGAGACGGUAUGUUGAGGGCGUAUCUUUGCGCAUGCGUGCAAAUAUUCGUUUUCA
This is a messenger RNA of Perkinsus marinus ATCC 50983, 1060 nucleotides long. Its product is annotated as makorin, putative. NCBI's taxonomy places the organism in Eukaryota, Perkinsozoa, Perkinsida, Perkinsidae. The record is from RefSeq and is a predicted model, not a curated record. The coding region runs from base 1 to 906 and encodes 301 amino acids. Gene Ontology annotation, molecular function: metal ion binding; ubiquitin protein ligase activity. The transcript has 4 exons. Gene Ontology annotation, biological process: protein polyubiquitination.